UGCUCUGUUAUAAUAGUAUCAGAUGAUAGUAUCAGGUCAUUUGGUUAGUUCACCUAGUUCACCGUCUUACAGACCAGAGUUAGUUGAUAUACUUAAAAUGAAGGAGUGGAACAUUUGGAAAACCAAUUUUGGUGGCAAAAAGCCAUCAAGUGCACUGCCAUCAAGUAAAGCUUCAAGCUGCUUGGAAGAUGACGAGACCAAACCAGGGAGCUAUGAGGUGCUCAAGAGCGACAUACUGUGCAGCAGCACAAAUCGCUACCUCAUUCAAGAUUUUAUUGGAGAGGGCUCCUUCGGCAAAAUUGCAAAGGCUGUGAAUCUAAGCACAUCACAGGACGUGGCCCUCAAGAUCCUUAAAACUGAGGACACUGCUGACAGAGAGAUCAAAAUGCUUGAUGUGGUGAGGAUCCUGGACCCAGUGAAAAAGAGCAUGGUUCAGUUCUUUGAGAGGUUCGACCACAAAGGACAAACCUGUCUAGUAUUUGAAAAGCUAGACAGGAGUCUUUUCGACUUCUUCGUCGAACGAGAGGGGAGACCACUCUCACUCAAUGAGAUACGGCCAGUAGUGCACCAGUUGCUGACGGCCUUUGACGCUCUGAAGGGCAUUGGUGUUGUCCACUCAGACCUAAAACCAGACAACGUGAUGCUGGUCAAUCACUCAAGUACGCCCUUCAGAGUGAAGUUAAUAGAUUUUGGUGUGUCUUUCAAGACCACAGAAAAGAUGCAGGGGAUGACCAUUCAGCCUGUGGGCUACAGGGCACCAGAGGUCAUCCUGGGCCUCCCCAUCACAGAGGCCAUCGACAUGUGGGGUCUUGGCUGUCUUCUUGGGUUUUUGUACCAUGGCCAAGACCUGUUUGCAGACUGCGAGUACCAGUCAAUGAAAGGCAUCGUGGAAAUGCUCGGCCAACCUGCUGACCACCUCCUUAAUGAUGGGCACUACACCCAGAUUUUCUUCAAGGAGAAUGACUACUGGGACGAGCCAAGAUGGUGGAUGAAGACCCCAUUGGAAUACCAACUUGAAACUGGCAUUGAACCUGAAAAAUGGCAAAGUCCCUUAAGAUGCCUGGAUGACCUUAUAAUACACCGCCCAGAGAUGGAGAAGGCUGAACUAGAGGACCGAAGAGCAUUUGUCAGCCUUCUGAAAUGCCUCCUUCGUUCCGACCCCAACAACAGGAUUACUCCCGGGAAGGCUCUGAAACACCCUUUUGUCGAAAUGGACCACCUGUGGAAAGAACUCGACACCGGCUCAUAUGCCGACGACUCCGCAGAAAAAAUGAUGAUCGUGCCGGAUUACAAUUUGGACAGCAGAGAGAUGGAGGAACUGCAGAAGCCUUCAGUCAAACUACCAUCAAACGAUGACUCAGGCUCAGACAGUCCUCAGUCUUGCAGCAGCCUUCUCUCUAUAAAGAUAGUAUUCGACACACCUGAUGGAGCAGAGCCUGCUGCAGCGAUGGAUGCCAUUGGGUCAGCUGUUAGCCAAGGUGCAGCAUGUCCAGCAGAGACAUCAACCAACGACGUGUCACCUGAUGAGGUUCCACCUGCCAGAGUCAAGAUGAGCCGCAUGAAGAGAAUCCGCAAGUUCUUUGGCAGGACAAUCAGGGCCUUGUUUGGAAAGAGGACACGUGAGUAACCCUCCCACCACACCUCCCACCCCAUCUCCUACCCCCUCCCCCUUACCCCUCUCUCUCACCCCACCCCUCUCUCUCUCAUCCUCACCUCUCUCUCUCGCCGCUACCCCCCCCCUCUCUUAACCCAACCGGUCAAGGCAGAUGGCCGCCCACCUAGAGCCAGGGUCUGCCCAAGGUUUCUUCCCGUUAAAAGGAAGUUUUUCCUUGCCACUGUUGCCAAGUGCUUGCUCAUGGUGGAAUGUUGGGUCUCUACAAUCUCUGAUAAAAGUGCCCUGAAAAAAAUUCUGUUAUGACUAUUUAUAAUUAAAUUGGAUUUGACUUGAAUUGACUGUCCUGUCAUCCCUUAAAUGAGCUACUGAUCGUCCAAAAUAAUCGACUGGUCAAUAAAAUGUUGU
Molecule: messenger RNA, 2020 nt
Organism: Lates calcarifer (barramundi perch)
Lineage: Eukaryota; Metazoa; Chordata; Actinopteri; Centropomidae
Product: homeodomain-interacting protein kinase 1
Exons: 9
Coding region: 23-1627 (534 amino acids)
Biological process (GO): smoothened signaling pathway; peptidyl-threonine phosphorylation; intrinsic apoptotic signaling pathway in response to DNA damage by p53 class mediator
Cellular component (GO): nucleus; cytoplasm; PML body
Molecular function (GO): transcription coactivator activity; protein serine/threonine kinase activity; ATP binding
Source: RefSeq, a predicted model, not a curated record